UUUAUUAUGGAUUAAGUUAAGCCAAAAGUAUUUUUUGUUUUGGGAGGUACUGUCUUAUAGAUCCAUGAUAAAUAGGACCUGGAGCUGGAAAAGGUACUUAGAGCGCAAAAAUGGUUGAGAAGUAUCAUUUCGUUCAUUUAUCUGCUGGAGACUUGUUGAGAGAAGAAGUAAUUUAUUAAAAUAUUUUCAAGAGAUCCAAAAAAACACAAAAUGCAGAAUUGAUUGAGGAGAUCAUUAAGAAUGGAUAAAUUGUUCCAGUAACUCUCAUAUAUAAUUUAUUAGAGUCAUAUAACAAUUGAAUUAUUAUAAUCAGCUAUGCAAGCCAAUGGCUUAAAUAAAAUGUUUUUAAUUGAUGGAUUCCCAAGAAAUCAAGAAAAUUACGAUGUUUGGAUCAAAUUAAUGGGUGAUAAAGUGGAAUUCAAAAAGCUUUUUUAUUUUGAAUGUGAUGAGUAAACUUUGAAGAAUAGAAUCAAAAUCAGAGCUUAAGAAAGUGGAAGAUCAGAUGACAAUGAUGAAACAAUGAUUAAAAGAUUGAAAACAUACAAUGAAUCAACAAGACCAAUUAUAUGUAUUAUAUUCACUAAUCUUUAGAAUAUUUUGAUUCUCUUUCACAAUGUAUCCAUAUUAAGGCAAAUAAAACAGUUGAUGAAGUAUUUUAAGAAAUAUCAAUGAAAUUAGAUGAAAUCUUAUGAUAUUAAAUUUAA
This is a messenger RNA of Paramecium sonneborni, 704 nucleotides long. NCBI's taxonomy places the organism in Eukaryota, Ciliophora, Oligohymenophorea, Peniculida, Parameciidae. The record is from the annotation of a GenBank genome assembly.